Messenger RNA from Labeo rohita (rohu), 1699 nucleotides. RefSeq lists its product as uncharacterized. Bases 308 to 1699 code for a protein of 463 amino acids. Gene Ontology annotation, molecular function: zinc ion binding; nucleic acid binding. The record is from RefSeq and is a predicted model, not a curated record. The transcript has 2 exons. NCBI's taxonomy places the organism in Eukaryota, Metazoa, Chordata, Actinopteri, Cypriniformes, Cyprinidae.
ACCAUUAGAAGCCAGUACAUGUGGUUAUCCUCUGCGCCGCCAGAGAAGUGUUAACAAACAGCUGCAGGGUUUGGUUAACAGACUAGUUUUCCUCUAUUCAGGUAGAGAAGAUUAGCAUUACGUGCUAAUAUCUGUUAUCCUCUGUUUUAGGCAGAGAAGAUUAGCGUAAAGUGCUAGUAGUUUAUGUUCAGGAAUCCUCUGCUUUGCCAGAGAAGGUUAACAACAGUUGUUCUGUGUUAACAAAUUUAUCCUCUGCUUGCCAGGGAGGUGUUAGAAGUGUAUUGUUGUGUCAGAAAGACAUUACAAAAUGUUGAGAAGGAAUGCUAGGUUGAUUCCCACAACUGAGAAAGGUGGACUAGCUACCCCUUUAUGGACAGACAAUGAGUUCAAAUCAUUGUUAGGUGAGCACAUGGACUCAAUAGUGACAGAGUCAGUCAGAUUGGAUUUGACAAAGAAAUUUGGUAUUGAUCCAGAAAAAGUAUGGUCAAUUGAAGAAUGCAAAAAGGUACUUGGGGCAUGUAUCAGAAAGAAAAACAUUAAAGGCAUUAUCUGCUGCCACAGAGAAUUUACCUUAUCCUUAGCACAAGAACAAGCUCAGUGUAUUGCUAAAUUAAAAGAACACAAUAAACAACUACAGACUAGAGUGUCCUGUCUCACUAAAAAGGUGGGCCAUAACAAGGCCUCAACCAAAAGUGAUUCAAAAGACCAACAGUCAGAUGAAAGCUAUCCUGACUUACAGUCUUUGUGUAGACUAGAGGACAAUAGCAAUACUGGAUUAAGAGAUAAAAAUGUAAAUGCAGUUGAAGUAUGUGGAGCGAGAAAAGGGGCUCAGAGUAGGGUAGAAGGUGUUGAAACUGUUCCAUCUGCAACCCCCAGACUCCAGUUACAAGCAGUCCAUACAGCGCUAGGACCUAAAGAUAUAGAGAGACUAUCCCAGAGCUUACCCUCAGCACGCACAAAUUUCUCUGAAUUUAGAAGAGCAUUGACUAGCAAAAUGCGUCUCUACGACAUGUCGUUAGCAGAAGUCACACAGCUGAUGUCACAAAUUCUAACUGAAUCUGAAUUCAACAGUUUUGAGUCUGCUGUUACUUCUGAACUACAACAUGCCAGUAAAGCAGAUUUGAGAGAAGGUGUUUCGAAAAUUCUAAAGAAUCUCGUGGGACCCAAAAUAGACUGGUCCAGAAUCACUAACUGCGUGCAAAGGAAAGAAGAAACUGUGAAUGAAUACAGUGAAAGGUUCUGCCAGACAGCUGUAACUUACAGUGGAAUAGUUGAUAAUUCUGAAAGUGUGCUAGAUGACAAGGGACCCUUAGUCCGCAUCUGGUCAGAUGGUCUUGUAGCUGAGUACAGAAAAGCCUUGACAUUCCUAGAUCUAACUUGGUCUAACAAAACUCUCAGAAGUAACCUAGACAUGUUAGCUAUUUGGGAAAGAGACUCUGAUGUUAAAGCAAGAGUAAAGAUUGCAGCAGCAUCCUUUCAGGUCAACACAAAGAACCAACAGAAACGUAAUUGUCCUAAGAGGGAGGGUAAUUGUCAUUACUGUGGUAAACGUGGACACUGGAUGAAAGAGUGUAGGAAAAACAAAAAGUAUGUAAGAGAAAUGAACAGUGUAAAUCAGCUCUUACUCAGUCUGCUUGCAACUCUGAAGCAGACCCUCCCCACUACACCAAACUCGUGGGGCAGCUUGCUGAGGUUCUAA